GAGUCGUUUUAAAGGUACGUCUCAACUAAUGCUACUACUUACACCGCUAUUACUACUACUACUACUCAAGCGGGAAGCGUCUUGUACGUCUAUUCGGAGGGAUAGUUUCUGCGUCUGAAGCCUUUUCCGAGUAACAACAUGGCAAACGCUCUGGAAAGCUAUGUUAAUCAUCUUGUUUCUGUCAUAACAGGAGAUGGAAGAAAUAUUGUGGGAACUCUUAAGGGCUUUGAUCAGACAGUAAACCUUAUUAUGGAUGAAUGUCAUGAAAGAGUGUAUAGUUCUCAUCGAGGGGUGGAGCAAGUUAUUUUAGGUCUCUAUAUUGUCAGAGGUGAUAAUGUAGCCCUGAUAGGUGAAGUAGACGAAGAUUUAGAUGCAAGACUAGAUUUAGAGAACAUUCGAGCAGAGCCACUAAAUGAAUGCAAAACGUGAUUGAUGAACUUAAGUGAUUAUUAAAAGACAAGAUGUUAGUUUUUGUGUAGACAACAUGUUUUUUUUAUGAGUAGCUUGUAUUGUUUUGAUUUAAAUAUUUUAAUUUUUCAUGUAGCUGAAUUAAAUAAGCAAAAUGUAUUUGAAUGUUAAUUUCCAUUCAAUGGUCCUUUGAAGUGAAUUACAGGAUGUGGCCAUUUUCUUGUAGAAAUAUAACACUUCUUUUGGGUUUUUGCUUUUAAAUGUAGGUUAUAUGAAAACUGUGUGUAUUGCUUUUUAACAGGAAUAAUUUUUUAUAGUUACAAGUAAAUGUGGACCCAGAAAGUGUCAUAUUUCUGUUGUCUUUGGAGAAGAAAGAGAGUAUAUGAACACAAUUAUUGCUAAAUAUAGACAAAUCAGUUUGUGCAAUAAUUGUGUAUCAUAAUUAAAAUUGUAAAAGGAAAUGACCCAUCUUGACAUUGAGCCAAUUUAAAUGGAGUAGCCAUUCACCUAUUUCUCAUAUGGCAAAAUAAAUAAUUUUGUACCUGA
This is a messenger RNA of Macrobrachium nipponense, 954 nucleotides long. Its product is annotated as U6 snRNA-associated Sm-like protein LSm8. The transcript is spliced from 4 exons. NCBI's taxonomy places the organism in Eukaryota, Metazoa, Arthropoda, Malacostraca, Decapoda, Palaemonidae. Gene Ontology annotation, cellular component: U4/U6 x U5 tri-snRNP complex; precatalytic spliceosome; U6 snRNP. The record is from RefSeq and is a predicted model, not a curated record. Gene Ontology annotation, biological process: mRNA splicing, via spliceosome. Gene Ontology annotation, molecular function: RNA binding. Bases 139 to 429 code for a protein of 96 amino acids.